Molecule: messenger RNA, 6451 nt
Organism: Thlaspi arvense
Lineage: Eukaryota; Viridiplantae; Streptophyta; Magnoliopsida; Brassicales; Brassicaceae
Source: the annotation of a GenBank genome assembly
CGAUAUCGUAUGGAGCUUUAAUGGAGCAAACGAAUCACACGUAGCGGAUGGAUCCCCGUGUCCAGUUCUUGUCCCAAAAGCCCGAAGGAGCAGGGGAAACGGUAUCGUAUUCGCUUCAUUCUAUAUUCUGUACAAAAGCCCUUUUCUCCUCCCUUUUGUUUCAUUCCCCCACUCGAUUUAGGGUUUUCUUCUAAUCCGGUGUGUAAAAUUGAAGAUCCUUCUUCUCUUCCUUGCUUCCCCCUCUCGAUUCCGAUCUCAUCAUCCCUUUUUGAUUUCGAAAAAUCGUUGAUCAGCGUCACGGCUUCUCUAUAGCUCCUCCGAUCGGCUGGCAAAUUAGGGUUUCGUGCGAGCUUAAUUCGAUCGUUGGACCUGAUAUGCGAGCGAGUGUCCGAUCAGAAUCUCUCUGAUCGAGAGAGAGCAAAUCCCACACUCGGGGUUUCUUCCUUUGUAUGGAAACUCGGAGCCGCAAGCGGGCGGAGGCGACCUCAACUGCCCCAUCUUCUUCUUCUUCUUCACCUCCUCCUCCCUCAGGCCCCACCACCCGCAGCAAACGCGCUCGUCUUUCCUCUUCCUCUUCCUCCUCUGUUGCCGCUACCACCACUGCACCUUCCUCUUCCACCCGCUCUCGCUCUUCUCGCUCCGCCGCCGCCGCUGCUACUCCCAUGGACACCUCCACCGAGUCUUCUGGAUUUCGCCGAGGCGGACGAGGUAACAGGGGUAACGACAACAGUAAUUCUGACAAGGGCAAGGAGAAGGAGCACGACGUUAGGAUUAGGGAUAGAGAAAGAGAAAGAGACCGAGCCAGAGAACAACUCAACAUGGAUGCUGCCGCUGCUGCUGCCGCCGCUGACGACGACGACGACAAUGACAGCGAGGAUGGCAACGGGGGUUUCAUGCAUCCCAACAUGAGCUCCGCCAGCAGUGCUUUACAAGGUUUGCUGAGGAAGCUUGGAGCUGGCCUCGAUGACUUGCUUCCUUCCUCUGGUAUCGGCUCUGCUUCUUCUUCCCACUUAAAUGGGAGGAUGAAGAAGAUACUCUCUGGCUUGCGCUCCGAAGGAGAAGAGGGAAAGCAGGUCGAGGCUUUAACCCAGCUAUGCGAGAUGCUAUCCAUUGGGACUGAAGACUCAUUAAGCACCUUCUCUGUUGAUUCCUUCGUCCCUGUUCUCGUUGGUCUACUAAACCAUGAAAGCAAUCCCGACAUAAUGCUUCUUGCGGCCAGGGCUCUUACCCAUCUAUGUGAUGUUUUGCCGUCUUCUUGUGCCGCCGUUGUACAUUACGGCGCUGUUUCAUGCUUUGUCGCCAGAUUGCUAACCAUCGAGUACAUGGACUUGGCCGAGCAGUCUCUGCAAGCUCUCAAAAAGAUAUCUCAGGAGCACCCAACUGCCUGUUUGCGAGCUGGCGCUCUGAUGGCAGUGCUCUCAUAUCUUGAUUUCUUCUCCACUGGAGUCCAGCGUGUAGCACUAUCUACUGCUGCAAAUAUGUGCAAGAAAUUACCUUCUGAUGCAUCUGAUUAUGUUAUGGAAGCUGUACCAUUACUGACAAACCUACUUCAGUAUCAUGAUUCGAAGGUUUUGGAAUAUGCUUCUAUAUGUCUGACUCGGAUUGCUGAAGCAUUUGCUUCGCACCCUGAGAAAUUGGAUGAAUUAUGCAACCAUGGCCUUGUGACUCAAGCUGCGUCUCUUAUUUCCACUACCAACUCAGGAGGUGGGCAAGCAUCUCUGGGCGUUUCAACAUACACGGGGUUAAUCCGAUUACUUUCCACCUGUGCGAGCGGCUCACCUCUUGGAUUCAGGACAUUGCUUCUUCUCGGCAUUAGUAGCAUUCUUAAGGAUAUUCUGUCGGGUCCUGGUGUCUCUGCUAAUGCAUCUGUAUCUCCAGCACUGAGCAGGCCCGCAGAUCAGAUCUUUGAGAUAGUCAACCUAGCGAAUGAGCUCCUCCCUCCAUUGCCAGAAGGAGUUAUCUCCCUUCCUACUAGCACAAACACUUUGGUGAAAGGUUCAGGCCAAAAGAAAUCUUCUCCAAGUACUUCAGGAAAACAAGACGAUUCACCAAAAGUUUCACCUAGAGAAAAAUUACUUGCUGAUCAACCUGAACUUCUGCAGAAAUUUGGACUGGAUCUUCUUCCAGUUUUAGUGCAGAUUUAUGGUUCUAGUGUCAAUGGUACUAUUCGCCAUAAAUGUCUGUCAGUUAUCGGAAAGUUGAUGUAUUUCAGCACUUCAGAAAUGAUUCAAUCUCUAAUUGGUGACACAAAUAUAUCGAGCUUCUUGGCUGGUGUAUUGGCAUGGAAAGAUCCACAAGUCUUGGUUCCUGCUCUACAAGUUGCAGAAAUUCUGAUGGAAAAGCUUCCUGAAACAUUCUCGAAAGUGUUUGUGAGGGAAGGGGUGGUUCAUGCUGUAGAUCAACUUGUCUUGGUUGGUAAACCUAUUUCUCAUGCUUCACCUACUGAUAAGGAAAAUGACUGUGUGCCAGGAUCUGCACGAUCUAGGCGAUAUAGACGGCGAAGUAGUAAUGCCAGUUCUGAUGGAAAUCAGUCAGAAGAGCUUAAGAAUUCUGCGUCGGUUAACGUAGGUGCAAACCAUAAUUCCCUAGAUUCUCCUACCUCUAGCUUCUUGCUAAAGGAAACAGUUAGCUCCUGUGCCAAAGCAUUCAAAGACAAGUACUUCCCGUCUGAUGGCGGGGAUCUCGAUGUUGGAGUUACAGAUGAUCUCUUACAUCUAAAGAAUCUUUGCACGAAGCUAACUGCUAGUAUAGAUGAGCAUAAAGUGAAAGGAAAGGGAAAAUCCAAAGCCUCUGGGCCAUGCCUUGGCGAUUUUUCUGCUAGCAAGGAAGAAUACUUGAUUGGUGUCAUUUCUGAGAUACUUGGCGAGCUUAGCAAAGGGGAUGGAGUCUCAACUUUUGAGUUUAUUGGCAGUGGUGUGGUUGCAGCUUUGCUUGACUAUUUCUCUUGUGGGUACUUUUCCAAAGAGAAGAUCUCCGAGGUUAAUUUGCCCAAACUUCGCCAAGAUGGGCUCAGAAGAUUCAAAGCUUUUCUAGAAGUCGCACUUCCGUCUGAUGGUAAUGAGGGAAAGAUCCCUCCUAUGACAGUUUUGAUUCAGAAACUUCAAGAUGCUUUAUCUUCACUGGAACGCUUUCCCGUCGUCCUUAGUCAUCCCUCAAGGUCAUUAGGUGGAAGUGCUCGUCUCUCAUCUGGAUUGAGUGCUUUGGCACAUCCUUUAAAGUUGCGAUUAUGCCGUGCACCUGGAGAGAAGACACUACGUGAUUACUCCUCCAAUAUUGUUCUUAUAGAUCCACUGGCAAGCAUUGCAGCGGUAGAAGAAUUUCUUUGGCCCCGAGUUCAACGGAGUGAAUCUGGUAUGAAGCAUGCAGCGCCUGCUGGAAAUACAGAGCCAGGCACGUUACCUAGCGGUGCUGGUGUUUCAUCACCAUCCUCGUCAACUCCGGCUUCCACCACACGUCGUCAUUCUUCUAGAUCUAGAUCAGCAAUUAACAUAGGUGAUACCUCAAAGAAAGAAGCUGUGCAUGAGAAAGGUACCAGCUCAUCUAAAGGAAAAGGUAAAGGCGUUAUGAAGCCCGUUCCAGCUGAUAAGGGGCCUCAAACAAGGAGCAGUGCUCAAAGAAGAGCUGUCCUUGACAAAGAUACACAUAUGAAACCAGCUAGCGGAGACUCCAGCUCCGAGGUGUUGGAUGACAGUCUUCCCAUGUGCACGCCUGAUAAAGUGCAUGAUGUAAAAUUGGGGGACGCAGUGGAUGAUGACGGUGGUGCUGGUCUGGCCUCUAGCGGGCGACAGAUGAAUCCAGCUUCAGGUGGCACUAGUGGAGCAGCAGCAGCGAGGGGAUCUGAUUCUAUUGAUGCUGGCAUUGGGAAUUCUUACGGUUCUAGGGGUGCACUCUCCUUUGCUGCUGCGGCAAUGGCUGGGCUUGGAGCUGCCAGUGGUAGAGGUAUCAGGGGAAGUAGAGACCUGCAUGGGCGUACCCUAUAUCGAAGUUCCGACGAGCCCUCUAAGUUAUUAUUUACUGCAGGAGGAAAGCAACUUAGUAGGCAUUUGACGAUAUAUCAGGCUGUGCAGCGACAACUUAUGCUAGAUGAAGACGAUGAUGAAAGGUUCGGUGGCAGCGAUUUCAUGUCAAGUGAUGGAAGCAGAUUCAAUGAUAUUUACACCAUCAUGUACCAGAGGCCGGAGAGUCAAGCGAAUAGGUUGUCUGUUGGUGCAGCAAGUUCUACCACACUAUCAAAAUCCACUAAAUCUGCUACUGCCAAUUCUAGCGUAGAAUCUCAGUCAUAUAAGGCAUCUCUUUUGGAUAGUAUCUUACAAGGGGAGCUUCCGUGCGAUCUUGAGAAGUCAAAUUCUACUUAUAAUGUUCUGGCGCUGUUGCGUGUAUUAGAGGGGUUAAAUCAGCUUGGCCCUCGGUUGAGAGCCCAAACUGUUUCUGAUCGUUUCGCAGAGGGUAAAAUUACAAGUCUAGAUGAUCUGAAGACAACUGCUGCUGCUAAGAUUUCUCAUGAAGAAUUCAUCAAUAGCAAACUUACACCCAAAUUAGCUCGACAGAUCCAGGAUGCGCUUGCUUUGUGCAGUGGUAGUCUUCCCUCUUGGUGCUACCAGUUGACUAGAGCAUGCCCGUUUUUGUUUCCGUUUCAGACCCGGAGACAGUAUUUCUAUUCAACUGCUUUUGGGUUGUCCCGCGCAUUGAACCGCUUGCAGCAGCAGCAAGGUGCUGACGGCAGUGGGUCUACAAAUGAACGAGAGAUGAGAAUAGGGAGGUUGCAGCGCCAGAAAGUCCGUGUAUCCCGAAAUAGAAUAUUAGAUUCUGCUGCGAAAGUUAUGGAGAUGUAUUCUAGCCAAAAAGCUGUGCUUGAAGUAGAAUAUUUUGGUGAAGUUGGUACUGGUCUAGGCCCUACACUUGAGUUUUACACACUCCUAAGCCAUGAUCUACAAAAGGUUGCGCUUGGGAUGUGGAGAUCAAAUUCUGGUGACAUGGUAUCUAUGCAAAUUGAUAGAGGUGAGAUUGAAGACGGGAAAUCAUCCGCAGCUAGGGACAGAGAUAUAGUUCAGGCACCGCUUGGGUUGUUUCCUCGACCUUGGCCCUCUACAGCUGACGUAUCUGAAGGUAGUCGGUUUCAUAAAGUCAUUGAAUAUUUCCGGCUUUUAGGGCGUGUGAUGGCAAAAGCACUUCAAGAUGGACGGCUACUGGACGUCCCAUUGAGUACAGCGUUUUAUAAGCUUAUUCUUGGUCAAGAGCUUGAUUUGCAUGAUAUCAUAUUAUUUGAUACCGAGCUUGGCAAGACUUUGCAAGAGUUUCGUGUUCUUGUUGGCCGCAAGCACUAUCUGGAGGCAGUAGGCGGUGACAAUUGCAGCGCUGGUUCUGAUUUAUGUUUACGUGGAUCCCGUAUAGAAGAUCUCUGCUUGGACUUCACGCUUCCUGGCUAUCCUGAAUACAUUCUGAGACCAGGAGAUGAAAUUGUUGAUAUGAAUAGUCUUGAAGAGUAUAUAUCCCUUGUCGUUGAUGCUACUGUCAAGAGAGGAGUUACCCGGCAGAUUGAAGCCUUUAGAUCUGGAUUCAAUCAGGUGUUUGACGUAACAUCUCUACAAAUAUUCACCCCUUCCGAGCUGGACUAUUUGCUGUGUGGUCGUAGAGAGUUGUGGGAGGCGGAGACUCUUGCUGAACAUAUCAAGUUUGAUCACGGUUAUACUGCUAAAAGUCCGGCAAUCAUUAAUUUACUGGAGAUCAUGGGAGAACUUACAGCGGAUCAGCAGAGGGCUUUCUGCCAAUUUGUAACUGGAGCUCCUAGGCUUCCUCCUGGUGGGCUAGCUGUUUUGAAUCCAAAGCUGACGAUUGUGAGAAAGCAUUCAUCAACCUCAAGUGCGGCAGCGAACGGAACAGGGGCUUCGGAGACGGCAGACGAUGAUCUUCCCAGCGUAAUGACUUGCGCCAACUAUCUUAAGCUCCCUCCUUAUUCGACAAAGGAAAUCAUGUACAAGAAACUGCUCUACGCCAUCAACGAAGGGCAAGGAUCGUUCGACCUGUCAUAAGCAGAGGCUCCAACUCUCGCUCUCUCCUCUCUCUCUCUCUCUUUGUACAUUUACAUCGGAAGACGCUGAUUUUGAUUUUGCUUUUCGGGUUUGAAUGAUCUGACAAAAGCCGAAGAUGCCCCGGGAGACUUGUAAUGAGGAUAUAGAGAAUGUGUUGUCUGAAACCUUUGUGGAUGUUUUGGUGCAUUCCUCUUUGUCUCUUGCAGAAAGAAAAGCUAUUUAUUGUGUUGUAGAUAAAGAAAGAUGAUAGGCUUAUCUUCCCCUUUUAGAUUUCAUUUGGUCAGUCAAAAACCAUGGUAACUUUAAGUUGGAUUACCAGCAAAAACUAGAAUAUGGACGGCACUUUUAUUAAACCAUUGAGUUAUAAAGGUUAGCUUCAAUAUUUUUCCUUGUGCCUCCUCCCUCGUAUGAUUUCUCUCCCA